This is a messenger RNA of Odontomachus brunneus, 1489 nucleotides long. RefSeq names its product odorant receptor 13a-like. The transcript has 6 exons. The record is from RefSeq and is a predicted model, not a curated record. NCBI's taxonomy places the organism in Eukaryota, Metazoa, Arthropoda, Insecta, Hymenoptera, Formicidae. Gene Ontology annotation, cellular component: plasma membrane. Gene Ontology annotation, biological process: detection of chemical stimulus involved in sensory perception of smell; sensory perception of smell. Gene Ontology annotation, molecular function: olfactory receptor activity; odorant binding. Bases 314 to 1471 code for a protein of 385 amino acids.
UGGACAUUUAUAUUUUCUCUUUUUUCCUUUUUUCAAGAGCAGCAUCGAGCAACAUUGAAAAAACGCGGCGAAUGCAUCCACGCGAGCUGCAAUAAUGUGCCAAUGCAAAUGUUUAAUGAGCGGUACCUGCUGGGGUCGAUGUAAGAAGGGUUCGUCGGGUUCAUCUCUCGUCGCAAGCCCUUAGUUCAUGGGAAGACAGCUUGCAGAGCACAUCGUCCAACAAUCAGCACGUCUCGUCUCCGUACGAUAACGUCUGACACGGUGUUAUCGCGUUCUCAAGAUUCCCACUCGCGAAAUAAGGAACGAUGCAAACAUGAAAAAAUCUAUAAAGGUGCAGACGAAAAAAAUGAUCAGUUGGCCGCUCGAGAUGCUGCUUCGUAUAUUCAGCAUCUGGCCAGGCGUACCGUACGGCCCGUUUUGUAAAGUGUUCUGGCUCAUUGUAAUAACGCUCAAUACGAUUUUGCAAUGGCUGUUUAUUAUUUAUCGCGGACACACCGUCAAUUCUAACGUUUUCAUAUAUGCGUUCGUCAGUACUCUGACGAUGCACAUGAGGUUUAUGAAAGUGGCUGUUCUCUGGUACAAUCAGCGAAGAUUUAACGAGAUGUGGGAAACGAUGUCGAUGAAUUGGACGCGCAGCAGUGAGUACAAGAGCGCAGGCAAAAGGCACGUGUCGCAUUAUUUGCCUAAUAUCAUUGUGACACUCAGUAUGUUCUCGGUGAUAAUGACUUCAGCCGGUAAUCUCUCUGGCGGAAUUAGUUAUGACGGAUCUUCCAACGGGACGCGAUCGUACGUCCUGCUGAUACAUGUUCCAUUCGACAAUCUAAAACAAUCUGUGUAUCUAUUUAUACUUUUUCAACAACUUUUCUACCUUUGGUUAAUGGCCGCCACUUCCGCCACUAUUAAUUCGGUUCUUAUUAUUUUUAUUAUGUACUUAGGCGAUCAGAUUGAUAUCAUUUGUACAUGUUUGACGAAGAUACCGCCAGGAGAUAACGACCGUAAAGCUAACGUGGUUAUGAUGAAGGAAAUGAUCAGAAAGCACCAAAAUGUGAUUACUUUUGCGGAAAAUGUCGAAGCCCUCUACACAUACAUCGCAUUAAUGUUAGUCGUGUUCAAUACCUUAAUUAGCUGCGGCGUGGGCUUCGUGCUGGUUAGGGCAAUCGGAACGCCUCAUUUCGCCAAGCUGCUAAGGAAGAACCUCUUGUUUUACUGCACGAUUAACAUUGAAACAUUCGUAUAUUGCUUCGCCGGAGAAUACAUUAGCGCCAAGAGCAAAGCAAUCGGCGAGGCUGCGUACUAUUCGCGCUGGUAUCAAUCCAAGUUUCAUGGUCGCGCCGUUUUAUUCAUGAUAAUGAGGUCGCAAAAUCAAUUGACAAUCACUGUGGGAAAAAUCAUAGAUCUGUCAUUGGAGCUAUUCACCAGUAUUUUAAAAACUUCAAUGUCCUAUAUGUCGGUACUGCUGGCAAUGUAUUAAAGAGAAGAUAGAUCGUAG